This is a messenger RNA of Brugia pahangi, 306 nucleotides long. The record is from the annotation of a GenBank genome assembly. NCBI's taxonomy places the organism in Eukaryota, Metazoa, Nematoda, Chromadorea, Rhabditida, Onchocercidae.
AUGAUGAAAGUACCGCCAAAUCCACCACCAAAACCAAGGAUGAAUCAGUUGCAGUACCGACACGGUCUUUCAAGAAGCAUUGCUGGUGGUGGCCAAUUACCUCCGCAGCCAGGAGAUAGUGAUACGGAUUCAGGUAUAUGCGCCGACUCGGACAAUCAAUUAUCACCACGGCAUAUCAAUUCAGGGUUUUUUGAUAAUAAAUCGAAAAAGCUACGACGUAAAUUUGAUAUGCCCGUGUAUCGCGAGUAUUUAACACCAAAAACUGCGUGGUAUGAUCUACUUGUGCGCAAAUGUGUGAAGUUGUAA